Molecule: messenger RNA, 368 nt
Organism: Rhodotorula graminis WP1
Lineage: Eukaryota; Fungi; Basidiomycota; Microbotryomycetes; Sporidiobolales; Sporidiobolaceae
Exons: 4
Coding region: 36-275 (79 amino acids)
Source: RefSeq, a predicted model, not a curated record
ACACUCUUCCCACCCGCACCCAACACACUCCCACCAUGUCGGACAACAGCAAGACCUUCUCGAACGACCACGAGUUCGCCUCGGAGCAGGGCAAGAAGGGCGGCGCCACGCAGCCGGACGAGGUCUACAAGCCCUCGGAGCACGACGGCCUCAAGAAGAACGGCGAGCCCGACAAGCGCAUGUCGUCGGAGCACGGCUUUGGCGGCGACCGCGAGCGUGCGGCUGCUGAGGGCGCCAAGGGCGGCAAGUCCACCGGCAACACCGACGAGCAGUAAACGGGCUGUUUCUUAGCAGUUGUCCAUACCUAUCAAUCUCAGUAAAGAGCAAGAAGUGAACCUCUCUUUCAACUUGAGAAGGUCCGCGCGCCG